Messenger RNA from Zonotrichia leucophrys gambelii, 1587 nucleotides. It is a transcript of the gene TVP23A, whose product is annotated as trans-golgi network vesicle protein 23 homolog A. Bases 461 to 1219 code for a protein of 252 amino acids. Gene Ontology annotation, cellular component: Golgi membrane. NCBI's taxonomy places the organism in Eukaryota, Metazoa, Chordata, Aves, Passeriformes, Passerellidae. The record is from RefSeq and is a predicted model, not a curated record. The transcript has 9 exons. Gene Ontology annotation, biological process: vesicle-mediated transport; protein secretion.
GGCAGCGGGGACAGCACCGGCCGGCUGGGGGUGUGCGCCAAACGUGACACGCAGCUGUGCUCUCAUAUUUAUACACCUCCGUUCACCUGUCCCGCUACUCCAUCUUCCUUUCAGGGUUUGUACUCAGCACGAGACCCCAGCGGCCCUGACCCGGCCGGUGCGUGUGGCGAGCCCGCGGGGCGGACAGCUGAUGGCGCGGAGGGCCGGGGGCGGCCGGCCGGGGCUCCUGCGGCCCCUCACGCUGCUGAAGCCCGCCCGGCCGCUCUGGCCCCCGUCACAGGCACCCCGCUGCAGGGCCGCAGGGAGGAGCGGGUGUCCCGGGGGUCUCCCGGGCGGUGCCCGGUGAGGCGCAGCCGCCGCGGGCUGUGACGAGGGGCAGCCCCGCUCCAGGCGCGCAGGGCCGGCCGGAGCCCGGCCCCUUUUGCCGGGGCCAGCUGCGGGCCUGGAGCGGCGGGCCGGGAUGAAGCAGGCGCUGGUGGACGACACCGAGGAUGUGUCCCUGGAUUUCGGGAGCGAGGAGGAGCUGGCGCUGCGGAAAGCGCGGAUCAGGCAUGGUGCUCUCAAACUGAGCAGAGGUUAUUGUAACAAGUACAUGGCAAUCACUGAGCCUGCAGGCUCCAGUUGUGCAUCACGUGGAUGUUUAGCUGCAACAGGAAAACAAGAAGGCCAAGCAAGUGGAUUCCUGUCCUUUCAGAAGCAAAUUUAUGCCAAGUUGAGCCAUGGCACCCACUGGCCACCUUUUUCCACCUGUUUUUCCGAAAGUGAAGCACUGAUGCACCUCCAGUAUUCUGAAAGCUUCUGGUUCAUCCAGAAUGUGACAGGAAGACUCUUGGUUGGUUUGCGUUGGUGGAACCAGAUUGAUGAAGAUGGAAAAAGUCACUGGGUGUUUGAAGCAAAAAGGGUGCCUACAGUAGCUGCCUCAACUGAAGCUGAAGCCCGAAUUUUCUGGCUCGGUCUCAUCAUCUGCCCAGUGAUUUGGACAAUGUUUUUCUUUAGCACCUUGUUCUCCUUGAAGCUGAAAUGGCUGGCUCUCGUGAUUGCUGGCAUCUCCCUCCAGACUGCUAAUUUAUAUGGCUACAUCCACUGCAAGUUAGGAGGACCAAAAACCAUCAGCAGAGUAACCUCAAGGUUGUUUGGCACCACAGAUGUUCCCAAGAGACAGAGCAGGAGAAUUGCAGAAGAUGGCACUGAAGAUCAUGGGAAGACAGGCACUAGGUAACCAAAUAAGGAAGAGCUAAAGGAUGAGCAGUAAAAAAAGUCAUUAAUGGUCAUUAAUGAAAGUUGUUGUUCUUCAUGGGAAGAUAUUUACAUAAAGCUCUUCUAGAAUUAUGCCUGCAUGAAAUAAAGUCAUUUGUGUUUGAGUCUUUAGAUCCUGGAAGGUUUAAAGCCUUUGUUACUUAAAAGCUUCACCAAAAAAUUGUUUGUGUGAGCACACAGUGCUCAUGGUUUACAAGGAGCACGCUGCUUUCAGCAAAGCUGUCAACUAACCUCAAACUGUUGGAUUAUCUUAACCAGAAAUUACAUGCAAUGAAUAUAUGAUGCUGAUUUGUUUAACUAUGGAACUACAAUAAACAAAACCAAACUGCC